AUGGGGCUCCAGGGCCAGCCCGGCUUCUUGGACAUCCGCACGGCCAUGUCCACAUAUAACUUCGAACAGAACGCAGACAAGAGCACAAGGGAGAGUGUGGCACAAUUCAUGUGCCACACUCUUGAGACCCAGGAGCGGUUCUAUGCCCUAUACAAAACUGUUCAGAAGGCACAGGAGAUGCGGCAGUGCUUUGUUGCACUCAGCUGCGUGAACAAGGCCCCUCCUGUGCCUUCUGGGCCUGCGUCCUCCUCCGCCGCCGGCCCUUCCACCUCCGCCGCCGUAGGCCUUUCCGCCUCCGCCGCCGUCCGUUCCCCAGGCCUGGGAAAAGUGCGUCGCCGGCUGCUUGGGGCUGCCAGGGGGACUGGAGACGCCGCCCUAAAGCGGACACACUCCCCGAGCAAUACUACAGAAGUGGCAAGACGGAUCAAAUCCAAGUACUCGCCAAUGAAAAUGGCCAAAGUAAUGCUGAUGGACAUGCGGGGGUUAAAGAAACAACUGAGAAACCACAAAAAUGUGUAA
Molecule: messenger RNA, 519 nt
Organism: Knipowitschia caucasica
Lineage: Eukaryota; Metazoa; Chordata; Actinopteri; Gobiiformes; Gobiidae
Source: the annotation of a GenBank genome assembly